UAUUAUCAAAGAUCAUACGCUAAAAAGAAAGCAUUUCUGGUGAUCGGAAGUCGGAACCCUAAUCAGUCUACUGUGUUUAUCCUCGUCUUGCAAGGAAGGAAGAUCCAAUUAGCAACCAUGACUGAGUAUUGGGUUAGUCAAGGUAACAAAUGGUGUGACAUCUGCAAAAUCUUCAUAUCCAACAAUCCAGCAAGCAUUAGAAACCAUGAACUUGGUCAGCGUCACAAGGAUAAUGUUGGAAAUAGGCUCACAACGAUGCGGAAAGAUAAGGAAGCUAAAGAUAAGGAACAAAAACAAACGGAAAAAGCCCUUGAACAAAUUGAAGCAAAAGCCAAGCGGAGCUACGACAAGGAUGUCUCUGCAUCUAAGGAUGUGAAAUUAUUAGCAGCACCCGAUGAAGGGACUGGAACUUUUGAAGGAGAGUGGGAUCUUGACAGUUCUUCAGGAUACUAUUAUAAUAAAACAAACGGUUGCCAUUAUGACCCGAACUCAGGCUUCUACUAUACCGAUUCUUUAGGCAAGUGGGUAACAAGGGAAGAGGCAAUUGUAGCAUGUAAAUCUUCUUUGAAAUCGAUACAAAAGAAUAAAUCGGUUUUUACAAAACCAUCUUCAAUACUUGAAAAGAAUCAUGAAAGUGGGCCUGCGCCCGGUCGUGUUGUGUCUUUGUCUACACCAUUGAAUCCAAUGAGAAGUGUUAAAGGUGCUGCACCAUCUUCUUUGACUGUGAACAAGAGGAAAAGAGAAGAUGUAAAAGCGAAAAAGAGUGUUGUUUCUGGAGAGGAAGCAUCUGCACUUAAGGCAAGAGAGGCUGCAAGGAAAAGAGUAGAAGAAAGAGAGAAAUCAUUUCUAGGUUUAUAUAAAUAAACCCUUCAUGUGAUUGCCAUUAAAACUUGUAGAUUAUUGAUAUUGCAGUUCUGAUUUAUUAUAAAUCUGAGCUGCUUUCUUCUCGACUCGGUUUUAGUAUAUUGUACUUUGAUUGGAUCGAACAAAUUUAUAGUUGUUGUUUGUAAACUUUCAUUUAUUUUGGUUUUAA
Messenger RNA from Impatiens glandulifera, 1033 nucleotides. Its product is annotated as zinc finger protein ZOP1. The transcript has 6 exons. The record is from RefSeq and is a predicted model, not a curated record. Lineage: Eukaryota; Viridiplantae; Streptophyta; Magnoliopsida; Ericales; Balsaminaceae. Bases 118 to 864 code for a protein of 248 amino acids. Gene Ontology annotation, molecular function: RNA binding; zinc ion binding. Gene Ontology annotation, cellular component: nucleus; precatalytic spliceosome. Gene Ontology annotation, biological process: mRNA splicing, via spliceosome.